Penicillium malachiteum is the source of this 1632-nucleotide messenger RNA. Its product is annotated as translation initiation factor eIF2B subunit delta. Bases 1 to 1632 code for a protein of 543 amino acids. The transcript is spliced from 2 exons. The record is from RefSeq and is a predicted model, not a curated record. Lineage: Eukaryota; Fungi; Ascomycota; Eurotiomycetes; Eurotiales; Aspergillaceae.
AUGCGCCCGCCCAACCCCCCAACCCAGCCCGCGACCGAGAACCCUUCCACGACCCUCCCGAUCCGCGAUGCAAAGAGCGCAAAGGAUCAAGGCCCCGCACCAUCAGACAAGAAACCCACAAAGGGCAAAGAUGCACCUGCAGCUGCUGCCCCUGCUGAUGCCGCUGCUGCAGCUGGAGGCGAAAAGCCUUUGACACCCGCGGAACUGAAAAAGAAGGCCAAGGCAGAGAAGGCUGCUCGUCGCGUAAAGGAAAAACUUGAGCGGGAUGGCGGAGCUGGUGCUGCGGGCGGCUCAGCUCCUAGUCCUGGUCCUGGUCAACCUCGUCCUCCGGCUACCCCUAAGAAGGAUGCUGCUGCUGGAGGCGCCGCGCAGAAGGGUUCAAGAGCGCCGCCCCCGCGCCGAGGCUCUCAGGGUGGUGCUGGUACUGCUGUGGAGCCGAAGAAAAAGAAGGAGGAUAAGAGCGUUGCUGUCUUUGGUCACUUAUAUGGCCAGCAGCGUAGAACUACGAUUGCAGGUGCUGGAAAGGAGGUACACCCCGCGGUGCUGGCACUGGGAUUGCAGUUGAGAGAUUAUGUGGUUUGUGGCAGUAGUGCACGAUGUGUGGCUACCAUGCUUGCAUUCAAGCGAGUUGUUGAAUCUUACACUACACCUCUGGGUACUUCCCUCCCUCGCCACUUGACAACACACCUUUCACACCAGAUUACCUACCUCUCCACAUGUCGUGCACUUUCCAUCAGUCAAGGCAAUGCCAUUAGAUCAUUGAAAUUGGCCAUUGCCGGAAUCGACCCCUCCAUGCCCGAGUCAGCUGCCAAGGCCACUUUGUGCGACUUUAUUGACAGCUUUAUCCGCGAGAAGAUCACAGUCGCCGAUCAAGUCAUUGCCGCAAGCGCCGCGCAGAAGAUCCAGGAUGGCGAUGUUAUCGUGACCUUCGCAGGUAGCUCCAUUGUCAAGCAGACCCUGCUGUUAGCACACAAGGAAGGGAAGCAAUUCCGAGUGUCGAUCAUUGAUUCACGCCCACUGUUUGAGGGCAAGAACCUUGCUCGCGCACUCGCCAAUGCCGGAUUGGAUGUAACAUACUCGCUCGUGCACGGUAUCAGCCACGCUAUCAAGGACGCUACCAAGGUCUUCCUGGGCGCCCACGCCAUGACCAGCAACGGUCGUCUAUACUCCCGUGUCGGUACCGCCUUGGUCGCUAUGUCUGCCAAGGAACGUGCCGGUGGCGUCGAGGUCCCUGUUAUUGUCUGCUGUGAGACAAUCAAGUUCACCGAUCGCGUGGCUCUCGACAGCAUUGUCGUUAACGAAAUCGCGGACGCCAAUGAAUUGGUGCCUGCCGAUGUCCCGCAGCAGGUUACAGGUCUCCCUGAUCCCGCGGCCUUCACGGCUCCUCCUGUUGACCCUAAGAAGGCUAAGGGUGGAAAGCCCGCUAGCGCCCCUAGUCCUGACCCUGUUGCUUCUGACCGCGGUCCCUCUCCUUCGCCCCUGGCUAACUGGAAGGACACCCAUAAUCUUCAGUUGCUGAACCUGAUGUAUGAUGCUACGCCGGCCGAAUAUGUGGAUAUGGUAGUUACCGAACUGGGCAGUCUUCCACCCAGUGCUGUUCCUAUUGUCCAUCGGAUGAGCACGAAUAUGUGA